Molecule: messenger RNA, 645 nt
Organism: Spodoptera littoralis (African cotton leafworm)
Lineage: Eukaryota; Metazoa; Arthropoda; Insecta; Lepidoptera; Noctuidae
Source: the annotation of a GenBank genome assembly
AUGAGUCUCAAAAAAUUUCUUUUUGAAAAUGAAUCUGUGGAUGGCAUCAAUUCUCCAUCCCAAUACAUGUACAUAAAAAUAGUGCGGUUCAUGUUAGUGAUCGUUGGCUCCUGGCCUAGGAGAGAGAUCGGGGAGCCAGAACCACGAUACCAGACAAUUAUGCUCAAAUUAUUCUUCUUCUCUGUGGUCAAUGCUGCUUUAUACGGGUCUAUAUCCUACGUAUAUAUGCAUUCAAGUGAAUUAUCUUUUUUGGAAGUUGGACACAUGUAUAUCGUCAUUCUAAUGACUGCUAAUGUUAUGCCCAGAGUAUUUACUCUAACAUUAUCCCAAAAGUACCGAGAUUUGGCUAAAGAAUUCCUUACCAAGAUACAUCUGUUCUACUUCAAAGAUCAUUCUCCUUAUGCGAUGCUGACUCACAAGAAAGUCCACCUUGUCUGUCAUCUGGUCUCUCUCUGCUUACUCUUCCAGAUGUUAACUGGUCUUUCUUUAUUCAACCUCAUACCCAUGUACACGAACUACUCCUCAGGAAGGUACGCUAGUGGUGGCACUCAGAACUCAACGUUCGAACAAUCUCUGUAUUUCUCCUACCCUUUUAACACUUCUACUGAUUUUAAUGGAUAUGUCGUUGCCUGUAUUAUCCAUUAG